Taeniopygia guttata (zebra finch) is the source of this 5074-nucleotide messenger RNA. The record is from RefSeq and is a predicted model, not a curated record. Lineage: Eukaryota; Metazoa; Chordata; Aves; Passeriformes; Estrildidae.
CCCUGUAUUUUGCAUCCCAGUCCUAGAGUGGCAGUGUGGGAGGGGUGUGUAGGUGAUCCCCAGGAGCAAUUAGCUAAUUCACAUUUCAGUAUCAGUACUUAGCUCAAGCCAGCAGUGUCCCCAUAUUGCCAUGGGAACCAGGAAGGCCUUUUUGUUCAUAACAGCGUGCAAAAGAGGAUUUUAGACUCCACAAUCUGUUCAGCCAAGGUACCUUAGUGGCUUUUCCCAAAUGGUGUACAUAUCUUUUCAAGUCCCAUCUUCAUUUCUUUUUUUUUUUUUUUUUCCCCACGGACUUAAAAUCACAGAACAGGUUGGGUUGGAUUUUAAUUUUAAGGAUACUUUGUUUCUAAGUAAUUGGGAGGUAUUUUAAAUUAAUCCCUACCUUCAUUAAUGGAAGGGUUUUUUUAACAAGACAUGCAGGGAAGUGAUUGGAAUAGAUGAAAGCCCUUAUUUUUCAUCAGCUACUACUUAGUGCUUGAAACUGAUUUUGAGAUACGAUCUAUUUUAAAGCUAGAAUAAGAUUUUGUAUCAUAUUUUAUUUGCAUUUUUCAUUUAUCAAGUAUUAAAUCAACAAAAUCUUUAGGUUUUACUUGAUUAUGUUUUUAGUUGAUUACAUUUUUAGUUGAUUACAUUUGAUUAUAUUUAUAUGAAUUUUUAUUACAUUUUUGAGACAUUAAUGCAGUUAAUUUAUACUUGCUAAAAAUACUUCCAUGACAUUCUGUGCUUUUGCUGGGUAAGAAGAAAUGGUUUAUGCAGAUAACAAUGGAACAUUUCCGUGUAAUUCUCUUGUCAUGGCAUUUCAAAAUCAGUCUAUCAGUGUAAUUAAUCUCAAUUCACAAAAUUCUCUCUGUGGCUCUGUGUUUGUCUGGUGCAUGUAGACAUACACAAAUAAAUACCAGUUUACUUGUUGCUAAUAGGAAAUGAGUUGAACAGGAAGAGCAGAGCUGGGAGAGUCAGUUAUUAGAACAUCAGGCUGGUGUGGCCUGUUUGCCUCAAUCUCUUUAAAGGCCAAGCAGACGAAGAAAGCAGUUUAGGGAUGAUUAUCUGCAUAGUCCCCGAGGCACUCCCCGCACAGUUCAGGUUAAGAAAAGAUCGUUGCUGGCUCCUCCCAGAUUACCAUCCCCGAUCCUAUUAGCAACAGGAAACACCAGGGGAAUUCAUUCAGCUUCUCUGUAAAACGUGACUGCCCUACAUCAUGUUUCUUGUGGUUCAUACUGCAGCAAUGAAGGGAUCAGCACUCACUCAUUCAUUUUGCAGGGUAACAGGUACUGCAAUGGCUGCAGGAGUUUUGCUGCAAAAUGAGCAACCAUACUCCUCGCUGAUAGAGAGCAGUGUGUAUCUGGCAAACAUGAGUUCAGGCUUCCCCUUUCAGUGCAGUCUGAUGCACAGACAUUGGGAUGACAGAGGCUUUUUACAUCACUAUAAUCCAUUCUGUACACAGUCACUUUUUCAAGUGCUGCAAUCUUUCCUGCCACCUCAUUCUCCUGUUCAGCACACUGGAAGCAAAGUGGGAGGCAAUUUGCCACCUCAUACCUACCUUCAGAAGCCUGAAGCACUCAGCUGACACACCUUCUCCUCUUACUGAUCUGCUUUCUGUCAGGCUGAAGGGUUACAGCUUUGCUUCAUAAAAAAACUGUGCCCUGGAAAAAAAACCCCAGCCUUUUGUUUUGGAUAACAAAUUGUGUUUUGUUAGAAGGCAAACAGUCUACAAUUCGUCAUAUACUGAAGCAUUUCAGCAGGAAUACACUAAUCCCAGUCAUUACACAGCUAAUGAUGCAUUUUGGAGCAGCAAAGUGGAGGAGGAGAGGUGGCUGUGGAAUGAAGAACCAAGAGAUGGGGGAGUAUAAUGUGCUUCCUUACAGAUCUCUCAGGAGGCAGAGCCUCCAGCUACAUUUUGAUUGUUCUGUUCAAUGGAGUAUUUUUGUGUCUUAGCAGUUCUGAAUGCCUGUUAUUGAGCAGGAACUAAAUACUCCCAUUGUUUAUGACAAACAAUUUAGUUGUUCCCAGCGGGUUUGAAAAUUACCUACUUGACAUGCAACUAUUUUCAUCAAGCGGUGGAACAGUUUGUCCCGAGCAGACGAAAUCGCUGUGGAAAGGAGCAGCCCGGGGCUGGCUGGCAGCAGCGCCUGCAUCCUCCGUUACCACGGCGACAGCUCAGCCCCGGGCACCAGCUGCCGAGCGCGCUCGGGGAUGCUCCGCUCCGCAACUUCAGCGCUGAGCAACUUCCCCUGCGCUCAGAGCGCCCCGGGCAGCGGUGCCGGGCGGAGCUGGGGCCGCGCAGCCAUGCAGCCUUCCCCCCGCAGGCGCUCGGCCGUCAGCAUCUUUAGCCAUUUAUUCCAGGGGCGGAGGCAUUCCUCCUCCGAUCCCCUUCUUCGCCUCAGCCAGCGGCGCCGCAGCUCCGUGGUGGAGCUGCUCUCCUCGUCCACGCACCGGGUCAUGGUGGCUCUGUCGUCGCUCAGCCCCGAGGAGCUAGAUGCAACUUUUCCUGAAAAAGAAAGGAGCUCGAGGCGCCCCACGGCCAAGUACACGAAGGUGGGGGAGCGGCUGCGCCACGUCAUCCCCGGGCACAUGCAGUGCUCCAUGGCCUGCGGUGGCCGCGCCUGCAAGUACGAGAACCCCGCGCGCUGGGCCGAGCACGAGCAGGCCCUCAAGGGGCUCUACUCCUCCUGGAUAACAGAUAACAUCCUGGCUAUGGCUCGACCCUCAACAGAAGUAAUUGAAAAGUACAACAUUAUUGAGCAGUUUGAAAGAUGUGGCAUAAAAACCAUAAUUAACCUUCAGCGUCCUGGGGAGCAUGCGAGCUGUGGGAACCCCCUGGAGCAGGAGAGUGGCUUCACCUACCUUCCUGAAGCCUUUAUGGAGGCUGGCAUUUAUUUUUAUAAUUUUGGAUGGAAGGAUUAUGGAGUGGCAUCUCUCACAACUAUCCUUGACAUGGUAAAGGUGAUGUCUUUCGCCCUGCAGGAGGGAAGGGUGGCUGUUCACUGCCACGCAGGACUUGGGAGGACAGGUGUUUUAAUAGCUUGCUACUUAGUUUUUGCCACCAGAAUGAGUGCUGACCAAGCGAUUCUGUUUGUCAGAGCCAAAAGGCCCAAUUCCAUCCAGACCCGGGGGCAGCUGCUGUGUGUCAGGGAGUUCUCCCAGUUCCUGGUCCCCCUCCGCAAUGUCUUUGCGUGCUGCGAGCCCAAGGCACACGCGGUCACCCUGUCCCAGUACCUGACCCGCCAGAGGCACCUGCUCCACGGCUUAGAGAGCAGGCACCUCAAGCACGUGCCAAAACUCAUCCACCUGGUGUGUAAGCUGCUGCUGGACCUGGCUGAGAACAGACAGGUGGUAGAGGCAGAGCUGCUGGACAUCCCAGACCUCUCAGCUGAGAUUGAGAAGACCAUGUCCCAGCUGGCAGCCACGGAGCUCGAGCAGGAGCUGGCCAGGCAUGACAGCGACACAUCAGACUCAUCCCACACCCACUCCUCUGCUCUCGACAGCCAGGACUCACACUUCUCCCUGGGACACGAAAGGGAUGAUUUCUGUAAAAGAAGGAAUGUCGAAUGCCUUCAGCCUCUUACUCAUCUGAGAAGGCGUUUGAGCUACAGUGAGUCAGACCUAAGGAGAACUGAGUUUCUUUUGGAACAGGAUGACACUGCCUGGACAGUGCCUGCUCAGAUCUUAGUGAACAACAAACCCAAGCAGAACAGUGGGGAGGAAUGUUCUGUAAUAGGUGAGGCAAAGCCACAGCUGGAAUUAAACAAAGAGGCAUUAGUGCGUAACACGUGUGUGUUCUCGAGUCAAAGGAGAUUUCAUUUGGAUGGAAGAAGGGAUGGCUCCUAUGACAGAAGGAGCUCUAUCAAAGAAGUACAACGCAGCAAGACCUUUUCCUCCGGCCUUGCGUGCAUGCACAAUCCCAAGGAACCUGGAAUGCCAAGGCACAGCUUUGCCAACGAGACUGUUCACAGGAAGGACCACAAGACCAAUAUAUAUGGCAGGAGAGUCUAUCUCUCUGAGGAUUCUGACUCUUCCUCUUCCAAAGUGAGCUUUUCCAUUGGAUAUGAAAGCAAGAGUGACAGAGAGCUGUCAGAGACAAUUCCACACAUUGUUCUGCAGUCAGAAUUAAGUUUGGAAGCUCGAAGAAUUUUGGCAGCCAAAGCACUUGCAGAUAUAAAUGAAUUUCUGGGAGAGGAUGAAUUGAAGCAGAAGGUAGAAAUGUGGCAGAAAGAACUGAAUUCUCAAGAUGGAGCUUGGGAUAAAAUCUGCACCGAGAGAGAUCCUUUUAUCCUCUGCAGCUUGAUGUGGUCAUGGAUAGAGCAGCUGAAAGAACCUAUUAUAUCCAAAGAUGAUAUUGACAUGCUGGCAAAAAAUUGCACGGAAUCCCAGGAUGCGCUCUACUUGCUGAGAAAGGAGCAGUGUCAGACCAUCCUUUGUAUUUUACAUUGUGUAGUGAACCUGCAAGUGCUGCCAGCUGAUGUGGAGGAGGCCUUACUUGCUCGUGCUAUUAAAGCUUUCACCAAGACAAGCUUCAAUUCUGAGAAUGGGCCAUAUGUUUACAAUACCUUGAAAACUGUAUUUAAACAAACACUGGAAGAAAAAAGGAAAAGGAUUAAAGAGGGAACAGAGAAUCCUUCUUGAUUUCUACACAGCUCUGCCGAAGCAUUAGAUGGGUUUACCAAAUUAUUUUGCAUUUUCCAGCUACUGUAUUUUGUGCUACCUGGCAUGAUCUACCUAACUUCAGGUAAUAGAAGUUAUUAACAAAUAAUUUUAUUUUUUUAGAGGGAGUUCAAGUGGCAUUUGUUCAGUUUACAUGGUUUUAAAGAAUGGCUCCCUGUGACCAUUCUCUGUAGCAUUUUGUUUCAGGUACUGUUCUUUUAUGUUGUCAAGGGUUCUGCUGUUCUCAGCUGUGUUUAUUGAUUUGGAAUUCUCUGUUACUGGCAAGAAACAUUAUUGUCAAGUUACAUGACUGCCAUAAGUUCAGUGCCAUGGUCCCCAAAGGUUUAAUAGAUUAAUAUUUAUGUAUUGCAUAUGUUUACAUUAAUGAUAUUUGAUUUCACUUUGCAGAAAAUAAAUAUUGACUGAACCUGUGAAA